GAAAGCGAAACAAAACUAAAUUCGCAACGACGCGGAUCAUUUUUGUCAAAGAUGUCUUCAGAUGAGGAGUUCUCUCUUGUAUCUGAAGAUGACCUACAGAAAGUCCUGAAUGAAAUUAAACAUCUCAAGUUGCAGCACGAGGCCCUGCUGAAGGACCAUAAACUUCUCAAAGAGGCUAGUGACAAUAAUGUCAAGUUUGCUCAGCAGUUCCAACAGAGAUCUGCACAGUUGAGAAAGAACCUGGAGGAAGAAGAGAAGAAGCACAAUGAGGCUUUGAAGAAGGACCAGGAAAGGCUGGAGAGUGUAAAAAAGGAGAAAAAUAAACUCAUGCUAGAGCUCAUAGAAAUGGAACAGGACCUGACAAAGAUGAAUGAAACCAACCACAUCUUGAAACAGCAGACUGAGGUGUCCACUGCAGUGCCUGAGAAGAAGGUUGUAUUUAAGGGAGAGACAUGUGAAGUAGCUCAGUCCCUAAGCUUUGAUGUGAAGCCCAACAUUGUGUACCCUAUGGAGGGAGGCACCGCCCUCAUCACUUUCGAGGAUGCACAAGUGGCUGAAAAGAUCUUGAGCCUGAUGGACCACGUGGUGGAGAUUGGAGACUGUAGCAUCACCGUACAGGCAAAAACAGUGAAUUUCCUUGUGCCUACCUACGUGGAGAUGGACACUCAGGUUUGCCCACGCCGCAUCCUUGUCUCAAACCUGCCAAAGGAGGAGGCCGAAGAGCGGAUCCUCGACAAGCUCGAGAUUCAUUUCUCCAAGUCGAGGAAUGGCGGAGGGGAGGUAGAGGAAAUAGACAUGCUGCACGAUUCCGGCAACGUGGUCGUCACAUUCAUAGAUGGCAGCGUUUCCAAAGGCCUCACUGAUAAACUCAUUCAUGAGGUCGAGAUGGAAAGGGGGAAAAAGCACAAGGUGAAGGCUACUCCCUUCCUCAAUGGCGAGAUCACGUUUUUCCAGACUCAUUACACCGUAUGCAAGAAGACAGUGCUGCUCACUGGGAUCCCUGCCAUCAUGGAGCAGGAGAACUUGCAGGACCUUCUGGAGAUUCACUUCCAGAAGACAGCCAAUAGUGGGGGAGAAGUGGACGCAAUCGUUUACAACCCUGUGGGUCAUAGCACGCUGGCUGUGUUUGAAGAGGAUUCCCCCAAAGAGGAGUAGAACCAAACAGAAAAAUUAAUGCAGUCUGAUUAGAGCUGAACCAUCAAAGAUGAAGUCUGAUUAUAGCUGAACGAUGUCCAACUAGGCUCCUACAGGCGUUCCUUUCCUCAGACGUUUGUUCCAACUUUAAUUUAUUUUCCAUUCAUAGGUGGCUUUCACACUCAGUUUAAUCUGAAUCAGAGUUCUGUUGGGGUCAAAACUUGGUGAUGGCUUUUCUUUUGGCAAUUUGGCUUCAUUUUUAAAUUUGGGACCAGACCACAAGCACCGUCCUUGAUUUCACUUGUAAGAGGUGGUCUGGGUGUGAUUUGGAGCAUGUACUAUUGCCCCUACUCAUUCAGAAAAUAAAUCCAUGAACAGACAUCCCACUGCCAACUUUACUGUAAUAACAGUAUUAGUGGUGCAAAAAUCCACUGAAUGCAUUCAACAGACUCCUCUUGCUAACACGUGCAUUUUGGCAGAACUGUACAGUGUGAAACCAGUCCAGAAGUAUUUGUAUUUGGACUCCAAAACAAACCCAAAACCAUGGAAACGUCCAAAGCGUGCGGUGCAUGGGCCUAUGAGUGGAAUUUAAAGUAUGCUACAACAGGGUUAACUUUAAUUAGUGCAGCGAUUUAUCAGAGGUGUUCGUUAAGAGGAGAAAACAACCAUAUUUACUCAAACUGGUUGGUUUUUGUUUUCUGCAUUUCUCUUUCCAUGGUUUAGUUAGAAAUAUAAGAAUAGAGUGUAAAUUAUGAGAAAAUGUGUAGGACAAUAAGUACAGAAACAUGUAAUUUAGAGAUAGAAAAAUGGAGCGUAUGCAAGUAUAGAACAUAUGUAAGAAUGCAUGUAUUUACAACGUUGAUGACAUUUAUUUCUCUCAUUAUUAAAAGGUGCUGAUCAAAAUAGCAUUUUCUAUUCUUGAAAAUACUAGUUCGAAUUUAAACAUAAAAAGUGAACAAAUUAACAAAAUAUUGUGUAAAGAUCAAAUCUCAUUCACUGGUUAUAAUGCACAGAAGAAAUGUGUUCACUUUAGUUUUGACCAACACCAGAACUUAGUCGGCAACGAAGCAAAAUUACAAGCCUCACAAGCCAUAGAUGGUUAUGGCACACACAUAAUUUAGGAUUUCCUAGUGGUGCUGAGUGCCUGCUGCGCUAAAUCAGACUGAACACUAAACUGAUCCUCCAGGACUGAGGUCUGACUUCCGCUAGUCUGCAACGAAGCCAUUAGAUAUGGACAUAAGCAUUACACACACACACACAGUAUAUAUCUUAUAUAAUAAUAUAUACGCAUAUUCAAGCACAGAUUUAUUGUAAAAACAACAGAAGUGAAAUGUAACAACAGUCUUAUGUGCACACACAAUAUUUAACAAAGCAACAGGUAAAGCAGCAGCUUAGCAAAACCCACAGGACAGUGAACAGAGAACAGUCACUUUUAUCAGGCACUUUGGAGAAACAAAGAACAAGAGAAAAACGCAUCUCAGAAACAGGCCAGCAUGGACGCAGAUCAGUUUUAAAAACAAACAAGGAAAUAAAACCUUAAAUCUUUUCUACCUUAAAAUGCACACACACGCUGACACUGCAAACAACACACGACCUAGUGCAUUACAGUUUGUGAGUUCAAUUCAGUUGUGCAGUGCUGCAUGCCUGGAGGCACACACACACACA
Molecule: messenger RNA, 2799 nt
Organism: Electrophorus electricus (electric eel)
Lineage: Eukaryota; Metazoa; Chordata; Actinopteri; Gymnotiformes; Gymnotidae
Gene: ifi35
Product: interferon-induced protein 35
Cellular component (GO): nucleus
Source: RefSeq, a predicted model, not a curated record